This is a messenger RNA of Venturia canescens, 717 nucleotides long. RefSeq names its product arylalkylamine N-acetyltransferase 1-like. Bases 1 to 717 code for a protein of 238 amino acids. The record is from RefSeq and is a predicted model, not a curated record. The transcript is spliced from 3 exons. Gene Ontology annotation, molecular function: N-acetyltransferase activity. NCBI's taxonomy places the organism in Eukaryota, Metazoa, Arthropoda, Insecta, Hymenoptera, Ichneumonidae.
AUGUCCUAUAUUAAAACGAGAAUUGCACUUCCCAAUGAUUUCCGUCGAGUUAUGGAGCUCAUGUGCCAAGCGUACUUCAAAAAGGAGCCAAGCCUCGUCAACAUCGGCCUUGCUAGUGAGGAACAACCACCUCCAAUCCUUCUUAACCUGAUGUACCAACAACUCAGGGAAGGUAUGACAAUCAUAGCCGAAGAUAGAGAAAAUUGUAUCGUAGGUGCGGCGAUAAAUGCUGGCUCGUGUCCCUGGGAGCCUGAAAACCUAAUUGAAUACGCCGAACGGUGCGAGAGAGGAUCCGUACGGGAUAUUCUGAAAUUUUAUGCGUAUGUCACCCAAGCCCCUCAACUAUGGAACAAAUAUUGUGUUCUGAAAAUAUUCGACUGUGCCUCCGUAGCAGUAGAUUCAAAAUAUCUUGGUAUGGGAAUUGCGAAACGUCUCGUUAAGGAGAGUUGGUAUCUGGCUAGAGACUGCGGCUAUCAAGCCUUCCGUAUAGACUGUACGAGCCUAUAUACUGCAAAAAUAGCCGAAGGUUUCGGUUGGGAGUGCGUAUUCGCAGUGUCCUACAGAAGAUAUAUCGAUAGCGGGGGUCUCGUCUUCAAGUGCAUAGAAGAGCCACAUACGGAAGUUCGGGUAUUCGCGGACAGGCCACUCAUCUGCAAAGAUUACUGCAUCUCGAAUCCGGAUAGUUGUAAAAUUGGCACGGUGCCGCGCGGAAAAUAA